Molecule: messenger RNA, 1104 nt
Organism: Blepharisma stoltei
Lineage: Eukaryota; Ciliophora; Heterotrichea; Heterotrichida; Blepharismidae
Source: the annotation of a GenBank genome assembly
AUGACUGAUCUUUUGAGUAAUAUAAAGAAUGAAGAAAUUGGGAUUUUUUGCUUGCUCAAAGGGACAAAAUCUGCAGCAGAAUGCCUGAAAAUUGAGGCAAAAGAAGUAAAAAAUUUUUUGUUGCGUUGCGAUUUUGAUAGGAUUGAGUUUUUCAGCAAGCUCAGCGGCAUAUUGGAAGCUACAAUUAUAGACCUUGGAUUGGAAUCCGUGGCAGAUCAUUUAGGAGUGAGCCAAAAUUUAAUCAGUUUGAUCCCUAAGGAUUGUCCAAAUAGAAUCAAUAUUUACCAAGAAUAUCAAAAAAUUGUACGAGAUGAAAUUUCAAAUAACUUGGAUAAAGAAACCCAAUAUCCAGAUUUCCUCGUCAUAAAUAAGAAAAAUGAGCAGAGAUCGUCAAAAGAACUAGAUCUACUUGGAGAGGGAAUAAUGAAAAAAAGAAGCAGGCCAAAAAGUAGUAAAAGUGUUACUUCGAACCCUGAAAAAGAGCCAAUAAAAAGGCCUAAAAAUAUUGAAUUUAAUAAAUCAAUUACCCCCCCUUCACAAAAUAACCCUUUAGAUCUUUCAAUGCCUAUUCUAAAUCCCCCUAUAGAAACUCCAAUCGCAACAAAUACUUCUCCUAUAUACAAUGAAACUCUCUUGAAUGCAGAUCAGAAUGAAACACUCAAUACAAAUAAUUCUUCCCAAGACCAAGUUCUCAGGUCUGCUCAAAACCUAGCUAUGAGCACAGUCCAAAAUCCAACUAUGAACCCUUUACAGAUUCCUAAUAUUUUUUCCCCAAAUAUGAUGUUUCAUCCUACAUUACUUAAUAAAUAUGGUCCAUUUGGAUUUCCUCAGCCUCUAUAUCCUACGAAUAACAGUCAAAGCCAAGAUUUAAUGACUUUUCCAGCUUUUAGCCCAAGCGCUAUUAUGACUUUGAGCAAUCAGUUAAUGGCUGGAACUAUGCCAAUCCAAGCACCAGUUCAACGGCCUAAUCCAAGCUCUAGAAGCCAUCAUCAAACUCAAGCUACAUGCACAAAUUGGCUAUUAAAAUAUAAUAUUCCUUAUCACACUCCUCCUAAUGGAAACAUUCUUGAUCCAGAUUACAGCUACAGACCAAAACCAGCCUAA